Messenger RNA from Labeo rohita (rohu), 2890 nucleotides. RefSeq names its product Alpha-1,3-mannosyl-glycoprotein 4-beta-N-acetylglucosaminyltransferase B-like. Gene Ontology annotation, cellular component: endoplasmic reticulum; endoplasmic reticulum-Golgi intermediate compartment; Golgi stack. Gene Ontology annotation, biological process: protein N-linked glycosylation. Lineage: Eukaryota; Metazoa; Chordata; Actinopteri; Cypriniformes; Cyprinidae. Bases 210 to 1787 code for a protein of 525 amino acids. The record is from RefSeq and is a predicted model, not a curated record. Gene Ontology annotation, molecular function: acetylglucosaminyltransferase activity. The transcript is spliced from 16 exons.
AACUGGACAGGUGGAGGAUGGAACAGCUGCGGUUUGGAGGUGUGAGCGGAUUAUAUAUUAUUUUUUAAAGUUCCUCGUGUGGUGACAAUGCAUCAGCUGACAACACGCUUCGUGACAGUUCGUGUAGCUGGCCUGAUCUGAGAAAGGUUCUUGCAUUCGUCCCAAGAGUGUACGAGUAGCCUUCUGGUAUUUCUGUGGAAUGAGAUGAGAUGAGGUCCUGGUAUAGCAAACUUUUCUUCAUCGCUAGUUUCGUAUUUGUGUUGAUGUUGACCUCCUGGCAGACAUCAUCAAAGUCAGAUAACUUGCCAGUGAAGCUGCAUGCAGUUUAUGAAAGGCUACUGCGGGCAGAGCAACGAGGGGAGGUCUUAUCACAAGAGCUGCUUAAAGUGCUUGGUCAACUUCAAAACCGCAGCAUUGCUGCAUCGAAUCUUACCAUCAGCAACUCCUCAGCUAUAUUAGAAGCGAGGGUCCUUCGGCACUUGUUGCCUUCGCAGCCUAAUGCCCACAUCUACUUGCCUCACCUGAAGGAGCAUGAGGACAGUCUGAAACCCAUCGUUCACCUGGGGCAGCGGCGCACUGGAGUGUCUCUGGUGUUAGGAGUGCCCACCGUGUACAGGCAAAAACAAAGUUAUCUAGUGAACACACUCCAGUCUCUGCUAUUUGACCUUUCACUUGCCGAGAGGAAAGAUAUUGUCAUUGUGGUCUUUGUUGCCGAGACAAAUGCAACAUUUGUGAAUGCUGUUGUACAGAGUGUUCGGACCAACCUCCCAGAUGCCGUCAGUUCUGGCAUGAUAGAGGUGAUCUCUCCGUCUCCUCACUAUUACCCAGACUUAAAUAACCUGAAGGAAACUUUUGGAGACCCCAAGGAGCGAGUCAGAUGGAGGACCAAGCAGAACCUUGACUACAGUUUCCUCAUGCUCUAUGCACAGCCUAAGGGCACAUACUAUGUCCAGCUUGAGGAUGAUAUUGUAGCAAAGCAAGGAUUCUUUGAGUCCAUGAAAAAAUAUAUAGAGCAGGUGCUUUCCGAGGAAUGGCUUUUCCUGGAAUUUUCCCAGCUGGGAUUCAUUGGAAAGCUUUUCCGUACAUCAGAUCUGCCAUUGAUUGUAGAGUUCUUCCUGAUGUUCCACAAAGACAAGCCAAUCGACUGGCUGCUCGAUCACAUCCUGUGGGUUAAAGUGUGUAACCCUGAGAAAGACUUAAAACACUGCAAUGAUGAGAAGGCCCGACUGAAGAGAACUUACAAACCCUCGCUGUUUCAGCAUGUCGGUUUGCAUUCCUCGCUGGCUGGUAAAAUUCAAAACCUAAAGGAUAAAGACUUUGGGAAUCAAGUGCUGUACAAAGGCCACAGUAAUCCGCCAGCAGAGCUCAAGAGCAGUCUGGAGAACUAUCAGUCUCACACUUUGGAGAGAGCUUACAAUGGAGAGGAUUUCUUUUGGGGCCUCACACCUAAAAGAGGAGAUUACAUCGUCAUUACAUUUAACACGGCUCAAACCGUCAAAGGGUAUUUUUUUCGAUCUGGCAAUAUUGAGACAAAUGGUGACAGGUUUUACCACACAACUGUGGAGGUGCUCCCUAACAAUAACUCCGUAAAAGAGAAGGUGACGCGAGGAGAAUUAGCCUGCUGUAAACCCUCAUCCGAUGGCUUUGUUCAAAUAGGUUCUUUCAAAAAUGGAGUGGCUGAGGGAGAAGUGGAUGGAGCAUUAGGAGAAAUAGCGGCCAUGCGACUCCUGGUUCACUCUGAUUCUGAUGUCUGGGUUCUUCUCAGUGAGAUCUUUAUUAAAGUUUGAUGAGCUGUGGAGAGAGGAGAAAUUCGAUCCUUAUGGUUACAUGUAAUACCUCCCGCUGUGGACAACAGUGCAUACUGCUGGCCUGGAAAGGAACUUCUCUAUUGCUGGGAUAACGACUGUCAUUGCGGUGUGCCAUCUUGAGGUGCAGCAGAAUACUGAAUUACAGGAUGUUUCCCUCAUCAGUGUGAGCAAACAAAAAUGUUUACAUCGUGGCCCAUGAAGGUUUUGUGUGAUUUAUUAAUUUAGUCUAAAUUAUUUUAUUUAAAUUAUUUUGUGUUGCAAAACUAACUCGAAGGGACCACACUUACAGCAUUUGAUCAUGUUUUAUAUUAUACCGAAUUACUGAAAAUAUUUGACUUCUUGUCAAAAGGUCAGUACAUGGCAAUAAUACAAACUGUUUACAACUUGUCAUGACAUUGUUGUGUUCUUUUUUUGCUCAUAUUGUAUUUUUUUUGUUUCUUCAUUACUAGCAUCACAAAGUGGAAUUGCUAAAUUAAUUUUAAAGUGAUAGUUCACCCAAAAAUGAAAAUUCUGUAAUUAAUUAUUCACCCUAAAGUCGUAUUUUAAUAACGUCCUUAUUACCUUUCUGGGCCUGGGAACAUUGCAGUUGCAUUGCUGCCUAUGCAGGGUCAGAAAGCUCUUGGAAUUCAUCAUAAAUAUCUUAAUUUGUGUUCUGAAGAUGAACAAAGGUCUUACAGGGUUGGAACGACAUGAGCAUGAGCAAUUAAUGACAGAAUUUUCUUUUUUGGGUGAACUAUUCAUUUAGUAAUAAAACAAAAACCAAUUAACCCUCCACGUCUUCCUUUGGUCACACACACAGAUAGUCCUGCUCAGUGCUACCAUAUUAGACUUGAUUACACUUUAAUUUUCACACAUUUAGGCCACGUUCACACAGCAGCAGAAUACGGUUGUCAAUGCCUUGUUCCAUUCAUGCAAUAAACGCAUGUCAACUGCUGCUCUGUGGGCUGACUAAUUUCAUGUGCAAUGCAGACAAAACUACAAUUUAAAUACAAAAAUAUAUAUAGAUUUUUCAAUUGUGAUAAAGCUACUUUCUACGACCUUUAUAUCCUCCACUCUAAAAAAAAAAAAAAAAAAAACAAGAA